CAACAUGAUCAUACCGGUGCGGUGUUUCACGUGUGGCAAGGUGAUAGGCAAUAAGUGGGAAGCAUACCUUGGUUUGCUACAGGCCGAAUAUACCGAAGGUGAUGCACUCGAUGCACUUGGCCUGAAACGGUACUGCUGCAGACGGAUGUUGCUCGGUCACGUAGAUCUUAUUGAAAAACUGCUCAACUACGCACCGCUCGAGAAAUGAAGGAAGCAAACAAC
Anopheles maculipalpis is the source of this 222-nucleotide messenger RNA. RefSeq names its product DNA-directed RNA polymerases I, II, and III subunit RPABC5 (gene Rpb10). The coding region runs from base 5 to 208 and encodes 67 amino acids. The record is from RefSeq and is a predicted model, not a curated record. Gene Ontology annotation, molecular function: zinc ion binding; DNA binding; DNA-directed RNA polymerase activity. Gene Ontology annotation, cellular component: RNA polymerase II, core complex; RNA polymerase III complex; RNA polymerase I complex. Gene Ontology annotation, biological process: tRNA transcription by RNA polymerase III; transcription by RNA polymerase I; transcription by RNA polymerase II. The transcript has 2 exons. Lineage: Eukaryota; Metazoa; Arthropoda; Insecta; Diptera; Culicidae.